Messenger RNA from Dendroctonus ponderosae (mountain pine beetle), 3280 nucleotides. It is a transcript of the gene Usp12-46, whose product is annotated as ubiquitin carboxyl-terminal hydrolase 46. Gene Ontology annotation, cellular component: cytosol; nucleus. The coding region runs from base 298 to 1407 and encodes 369 amino acids. The record is from RefSeq and is a predicted model, not a curated record. The transcript has 9 exons. Gene Ontology annotation, biological process: protein deubiquitination. Gene Ontology annotation, molecular function: cysteine-type deubiquitinase activity; cysteine-type endopeptidase activity. Lineage: Eukaryota; Metazoa; Arthropoda; Insecta; Coleoptera; Curculionidae.
ACACGACAUUAAUAAUCAGAAAAACAUGUUAACAGCACUUUUAUGAAAAUUUAGGCAGAUUUAUGGAAAUAACCAUGAAAAAGUCGUCUGCCACUUGCAUGAAAAACCCUUUCUUUAUUUUUAACUCAGUGCAAACUGGUAAAAUUAGGUUAGAAUGAACGCGAGCCACUUCAUUGGUAAACUCGUUGCAUCCAAUUGGUAACAGCUGUCAAAUAUGCAAUAAUGGGGCUGGAUUGUUUAUUAUUUGUGUUAAAUGGCCCAUUUUUAACUUAAACGUGAUGGAUUAGUCACUAUAAUAUGGGUACCAAUAUUUCCCAACUGGAGAGAGAUAUUGGGUCGGAGCAGUUUCCUUGCAAUGAACACUACUUCGGUUUAGUGAACUUUGGGAACACUUGCUAUAGCAACUCAGUGCUUCAGGCCUUGUAUUUCUGUAAGCCCUUCAGGGACAAGGUGCUGGAGUAUAAGGCCAAGAACAAGAGGACUAAAGAGACGUUGCUCACAUGUUUGGCCGAUCUGUUUCACAAUAUCGCCACUCAGAAGAAGAAAGUCGGAUCUAUUGCCCCAAAAAAGUUCAUUGCCAGGCUGAGGAAGGAGAAAGAGGAAUUCGAUAACUACAUGCAGCAAGAUGCCCAUGAAUUUCUUAACUUCUUAAUCAACCACAUUAGUGAAAUUAUUUUGGCUGAAAGGCAACAGAACAGUACCAAUAACUCUUCAGCCACAACUAAUAAUGUUAUUAAGAAUAAGGGGGCUGGAGAAAAUGGUACAACCACCUUACCGCAAAACCAUCCGGAACCCACAUGGGUGCAGGAAAUUUUUCAGGGAAUUCUUACGAGUGAAACAAAGUGCCUGAAUUGCGAGAACAUCAGCAGCAAAGACGAGGACUUUUUCGAUUUGCAAGUGGACAUUGAACAAAACACAUCGAUCACGCAUUGUUUGCGGUGUUUUAGUAAUACAGAGACACUGUGUAGUGAUAAUAAAUUUAAGUGUGAUAAUUGUAGCAGUUAUCAGGAAGCCCAAAAAAGAAUGCGGGUGAAGAAACUGCCGACCAUCCUAGCCCUACACCUUAAGAGGUUCAAAUAUGUAGAACAGUACAAUAGGCAUAUAAAAGUUUCCCAUCGAGUGGUAUUUCCACUUGAACUUAGGCUAUUUAAUACAUCUGAUGAUGCAGUCAAUCCUGAUAGGUUGUAUGACCUAGUAGCAGUUGUGAUACAUUGUGGGAGUGGUCCGAAUCGGGGUCACUACAUUAGCAUAGUCAAAAGCCAUGGCUUUUGGUUACUAUUUGAUGAUGAUCAAGUCGAUAAAAUUGAGUCGUCGGCAAUCGAGGACUUCUACGGUCUCGCAGCCGAUACGCAGAAAUCGUCGGAAACUGGCUAUAUUCUAUUCUAUCAAAGUCGUGAGAGUUUAUGAGUCGCCUUUGAUGCCUUAGUAGAUGUGCCGUUCUCCAGGUCUUGGGCCUCGGGUAAGGAUCCCAUGAGGUGGCUUAGGCGAUUUCUAACAAAAACCAGUUGAAGUGAUUUAAAUGGCAAAUACAACAAUGUAUUCAGAGUGUGUGGGCAUUGCCCAAAUGUUACUAAAACUACCAUCUUAAUUUUGAAUUGAAGAAAUUGGUUUUUGUUUGAUACGCGUUUACACUGCGAACAUUUCCGUGAAGUCUGAAGUUUAAUAUUUAGCGGAAGUGUAACUAGAGUAUUUAUCUAUAAAAAAACAGCAGUUUGGAAACCAAUCGGCAUCUUGUAGUUUUUACUCAAAAAAUAUUGGCUAAAUUCAACCUUUUUGUUAGCUUUCCAUAUCCUACAAUUGAAUUCAAUUUGAAUGACAUUCCAAUAGAUAGUCACUCGACAUAUUGCCAAUAGCUGAAGAAACUAUUAGAAUUUAAUGUAAUGUGAUUUUAGCAAUGUGUUUAAGAAAUUCGAAACGUUGAUGGGCCACCAACAAACUCUUUAAAAUGCAAAUACAUCUUUUUAUACACCAUAAAACAAUAAGGAUUGUAAAAAACGGCUUGUACAUAUACUUAAAUUAUACCGAAUAUGUAAAUUGCUACCAUUUUGCUGUUGGCGUGUAUCUUUUGAUCUAAAAGUGUUGAGCGGCACUUAAGGAUGAUAAAAAUUGGCUCUACGCUGUUCAGUUUCUCUAUCGAAUGUUUAAUAAUUAUCCAUAAACUAUACAUAUUCAAAGUCAUAAUAUUAGUAACAUUCGCAUCUAACUAAAGGACCAUGUGAGUGGAAAAAGUAAACAUGUCGUACACAUUUGCUUCUCUCGGUUCUAUGCACAUAAAUUAAUUACUUUUCGUUUACAAGCCAAAGUUUAAGUGGUUUAUUGCUUCAUCAAUUCGUAGUAUCGAAUUGUUCAUUGGUGUAUGUUGCAUGUAUGUGAUGAGUGCAAUACGAAUUAAUCUAUUUAUUUAAUGGUUCCUUGGAUGUUGGUUUUUACAAGUUGGCAACUAUCGCGGACAAAAUUAGUAUGUUAAGUUGUAACAGUAUUAAAGUGUGUCUUAAUGUUGAAGUACAAUUUGAAUUGAAAAUUGUUGUAAAAACCCUGACUGGAUUGCCUCUACUUAAGUAUCCUAAUACCAAAUUAAGACACAUAUAACAAAACUGAUCUGCGAUAAGUCGUUGUAAAAACAAUUAUCUGAAUUAUUGCCUUCGAGGCAAUUUUGAAUGUUUCAAGUCUACUAUUUCGACUGUGCCUAAUUUAGAACCAUCCAAAUUGUAUAUAGGUGCCUAUUCUAAAUGUGUGUAAAAGUGUUCACUACAACAUACUUUGGACUUGUGUUGCUUUUAAAAAUAAUGAAUGUUUUGAAUAUGGAUGUAUUAAGAGAAUACACGAAAGCACUUUUUUAUAUAUCAACUGAUAAUUUGCCACAACGUUCCUUCCGUAGUUAUGCCGACACGAUUAAUUCAACUCUAUUUUUUUUUAAAACUCUUUGCAUUUCCGAAAAUUGAAAUUUAAUAAUCAAUUGUGGUGUAGUUGUGGACUUUUAGUUUGUUUAUAUUUCCGGCCAAUGAGUUGUGUAUGUGCAUAGAGUAUAAAGUAUGUAGCAAUAAACAAAUAAUUUCAAUCAAAAGUGUAUAAAAAUUAUAUAAAAUAUAUCGAACUAAUUUAUCUAUUUAUAAGAAAGUGUUAAUUCAGGGUUACACCUUUGUAAAAUGUCUCUAAAAUGUAUGUAUAUUUGUUCAUGUUCAUCUAGUUUAGAAUUAUUACUACGCAAAAGCUGCUUCUUGGCAGAUACUGUUUUUAUUUUGUAAAUAAUAUAAUAAAUAUUAUUAUGACUUUUAUCAAA